UCGGGCCGUCAGCACCCGAGCUGCAGGCGGCGAGCGCCAUUGUGAGCAGAGCCGGCGGGGCAGGAGGCCCGGGCGCCUGGGUCCCCGCGGCGCGGGCGGAGCGGCCGGCCAGCCAGCUCGGGCAGUGACAGCUGGAGGGCCUAGGAGAUGAAGUUUCCCACUCCCCACCCUGGGCUCCCACCCUCAAGCCUCUCCCCAGAGAAUCGAAUCUUUCCUGCGCUUUCCCAGGGUCUGUGGCCUGAUCCCCAGGAGGAGCUACUCUGGGUUACCAUGAGAGAGACCUUGGAGGCCCUCAGCUCCCUGGGAUUCUCUGUGGGACAGCCAGAGAUGGCCCCCCAAAGUGAGCCCAGGGAAGGAUCCCAUAAUGCCCAGGAGCAGAUGUCCUCUUCUAGGGAAGAGAGAGCACUGGGGGUGUGCUCAGGGCACGAGGCCCCUACACCGGAGGAAGGUGCCCACACAGAACAAGCCGAGGCUCCCUGCAGAGGCCAGGCGUGCACAGCACAGAAGGCUCAGCCUGUGGGCGCCUGCCCAGGAGAGGAGUGGAUGAUUCGGAAGGUGAAGGUGGAGGACGAAGAUCAGGAGGCAGAAGAGGAGGUCGAAUGGCCCCAGCAUCCAUCGUUACUUCCCAGCCCCUUUCCCCCGCCUGACCUGGGGCAUCUGGCUGCCGCUUACAAACUGGAGCCAGGGGCCCCGGGGGCACUGAGUGGGCUCGCGCUGUCUGGGUGGGGUCCGACGCCGGAGAAGCCCUACGGCUGCGGGGAGUGUGAGCGGCGCUUCCGGGACCAGCUGACGUUGCGACUGCACCAGCGGCUGCACCGGGGCGAGGGCCCCUGCGCCUGCCCGGACUGCGGCCGCAGCUUCACGCAGCGCGCCCACAUGCUGCUGCAUCAGCGUAGCCACCGCGGCGAGCGGCCUUUCCCGUGCUCCCAGUGCGACAAGCGCUUCAGCAAGAAGGCCCAUCUGACCCGCCACCUGCGCACGCACACGGGCGAGCGGCCCUACCCGUGCGCGGAGUGCGGCAAGCGCUUCAGCCAGAAGAUCCAUCUGGGAUCGCACCAAAAGACCCACACCGGCGAGCGGCCCUUCCCCUGCACGGAAUGCGAGAAGCGCUUUCGCAAGAAGACGCACUUGAUUCGGCACCAGCGCAUCCAUACGGGCGAGAGGCCCUACCAGUGCGCACAGUGCGCACGCAGCUUCACGCACAAGCAGCACUUGGUGCGGCACCAAAGGGUGCACCAGGCGGCCGGCCCGGCCAGGCCCUCUCCCGACUCGUCCGCUUCUCCUCAUUCCACUGCCCCGUCCCCGACCCCAUCCCCUCCCGGGCCAAAGCCUUUCGCCUGCUCCGACUGCGGCUUGAGCUUCGGCUGGAAAAAGAACCUCGCCACGCACCAGUGUCUGCACCGCAGCGAUGGUCGCCCCUUUGGGUGCGAUGAGUGCGCACUGGGCGCCACCGUGGAUGCCCCCGCCCCCGAGCCCCUGGCCAGCGCGCCUGGCGGACCGGGCUGCGGCCCAGGAUCCGAUCCUGUGGCGCCCCAGCGCGCCCCCUCGGGCGAGCGGUCCUUCUUCUGUCCGGACUGCGGGCGCGGCUUCGCCCAUGGGCAGCACCUGGCGCGGCACCGGCGCGUGCACACGGGCGAACGGCCCUUCGCCUGCACGCAGUGUGACCGCCGCUUCGGCUCGCGGCCCAAUCUGGUCGCCCACUCUAGGGCCCACAGCGGCGCCAGGCCUUUCGCCUGCGCUCAGUGCGGCCGCCGCUUCAGCCGCAAGUCGCACCUGGGCCGCCACCAGGCGGUGCACACUGGCAGCCGCCCCCACGCCUGCGCCGUCUGCGCCCGCAGCUUCAGCUCCAAAACCAACCUAGUCCGCCACCAGGCGAUCCACACAGGCUCCCGCCCCUUCUCUUGCCCGCAGUGCGGAAAGAGCUUCAGCCGCAAGACCCACCUGGUGCGGCACCAGCUCAUUCACGGCGAAGCCGCCCACGCGGCUCCGGACGCCGCCCUUGCGGCCCCAGCCUGGUCCACUCCCCCCGAGGCGGCGCCGCCCCCGCUCUUCUUCUGAGCCUAGUUCUCACCAGGACCCUUUCUUGCCCACAGUUUCGAGAGGCCCGUGCCAUGAGACCGCCUGGGGUGAGCACGGCGGCCUGGGCUGCUGCCCGAAGGUUUGGCCUCGCGGGACUCCUGUUUCCUUCCCGCAGUGUCUGCGUCCGCACAGCAUACCCAGCUCAGACCUCCUAGGACAGAGACUCAGCGAACCCUUGCUGGGAACCGUUGAGCUGAAGUUCUUGGAAGGCUCCCACCCAGGUGCCCCGUUGGAAAGCAGAUAAUUCCUGGACCCAGGGCGGGAAAGAGUGGUUAUUUAUGUACUUAAAAGUUUCAUUAAAAUUAAAAUCAGAAAGUUCUGGGGCUGCUAAAUGAGUUGGGGGAGGGAACCCCUGACUCUCCUUAGCCACUGUCCCACCUCCAUCCACACACAGACCAGCCCCCUCCACUUCCCCUUCUGUCCUGGGUGAGUUACGUUUAGCCAGCUGCUGUUAAUUGGUUCUCCCAAAUAAAAAUGUAAUAUAUUUAUUCACUAA
Pongo pygmaeus (Bornean orangutan) is the source of this 2575-nucleotide messenger RNA. Its product is annotated as zinc finger protein 467. NCBI's taxonomy places the organism in Eukaryota, Metazoa, Chordata, Mammalia, Primates, Hominidae. Gene Ontology annotation, molecular function: RNA polymerase II cis-regulatory region sequence-specific DNA binding; DNA-binding transcription factor activity, RNA polymerase II-specific. The record is from RefSeq and is a predicted model, not a curated record. Gene Ontology annotation, cellular component: nucleus. The transcript has 6 exons. The coding region runs from base 148 to 2058 and encodes 636 amino acids. Gene Ontology annotation, biological process: regulation of transcription by RNA polymerase II; embryo development.